GUGUUACUGCCACGCUGACUGGUCGACAUGCGGAUGUGGUAUCUAUGCCUGUUCUUGAUAACGCCAGCCGUAUCCCUGUUUUCGCGGAACAACACCCUAUGUAGGCCCGAUCUCUGCAUGGACUCCGAGGUCCACGUGGGCUGCUUUGGCCGCAAGACAUUAGCCAGUUUGUGCAAGAAGGGCAACAUCAUUCUGCAUGUAAACGGCGGCUUGAAGUACGGCAUUCUUCACAGGAUCAACCUGCUGCGUAACUAUGUGGCCAGUGGAGCGGGCAACUUUUCGGUGGCCGCUCGCAUGCCGACCAUAUUAUGGGACUACAAUCUGCAGCGGCUGGCCGAUCGCCAGGUGCGCCAGUGCAACGAGUUGGGAAAGUACUGCGCCAACACUGCGGAAUAUCACUAUGUGGCCACCACCGAAAUUCGGAGCACGAUGGGGCGGAGAAACAGCUUGGAACAUCAGAUCUAUGACAGAAUGCUGCCGGAGCUGUUCUUGGAUGUCAUGGGUUGCCGGAUGGACGAAAACAAAAGAAUUUUGCCCAGUAAGGAGGGCUCCUGCGUGGGCCACUACGUACCCCUGAUUCAAGACCGUGGUGCCCGGAUGGGCUGCGGCAUCCGGCUAAAGACCAGGACAGAAACCAAGUCGAACGUGAUCCUGAUCUGCCACUUCUCGCGGGCCAACGUAAACAACCUUCAGCCGUACGAGGUGGGUCAGCAUCCUGGCGAGAAGUGCGUCACCGGAUCGAGCCAACUGUACCAGUUCCUGUGCAACGAGGAGGAGACCGUCGAUGCCAACAGCAUGGUGGUGCAAACCAAGAUGCCCCUUAGCGCCAAAAUGCAGAAGAGUAACACAUAAAGCUACACAGAUAAAAAAGAAGGAAAUAAAUUCAAUAUUCGCAUGUCAAAUAGAUAACUAUAUAAGUUAAUAAAGUCAAAAGAAUACG
Molecule: messenger RNA, 940 nt
Organism: Drosophila suzukii
Lineage: Eukaryota; Metazoa; Arthropoda; Insecta; Diptera; Drosophilidae
Gene: antr
Product: antares
Source: RefSeq, a predicted model, not a curated record